This is a messenger RNA of Hemibagrus wyckioides, 2457 nucleotides long. RefSeq names its product solute carrier family 16 member 3b (gene slc16a3b). Bases 188 to 1759 code for a protein of 523 amino acids. Gene Ontology annotation, cellular component: membrane. Gene Ontology annotation, biological process: transmembrane transport; monocarboxylic acid transport. The transcript has 5 exons. Lineage: Eukaryota; Metazoa; Chordata; Actinopteri; Siluriformes; Bagridae. The record is from RefSeq and is a predicted model, not a curated record. Gene Ontology annotation, molecular function: monocarboxylic acid transmembrane transporter activity.
AAGGCGCAUCAAACGCGCACGUCCUCAUUCUCCACACUCAGGUGUCUGAACCACAACUUGGAUUCACAGCCUGUCCUCCCUGAGGCUCAGCACACGGAAGCACGGGAAGAGCGAUGCUUCUGACAUUAAGGACAGAUUUAUCAGCUGAAAAUCGAUAAGUAGCUUCAAGUGACUUGAACAGAACAUCAUGGGAGGAGUGGUGGUAGAUGAUGGAGGCAGUGGGGUGAAGGCCCCAGAUGGAGGAUGGGGCUGGGCCGUGCUCUUUGGCUGCUUCGUCAUCACUGGAUUUUCCUACGCAUUUCCUAAAGCUGUCAGCGUCUUCUUUAAGGAGCUGAUCCGUGAGUUUGGCGUGGGCUACAGUGACACUGCCUGGAUCUCCUCUAUUCUGCUGGCAAUGCUCUAUGGCUCAGGUCCCCUGUGUAGUGUUUUAGUAAAUCGCUUUGGGUGUCGCCCGGUGAUGAUGGUGGGUGGCCUCUUUGCUUCUCUUGGCAUGAUCUUGGCAUCGUUCGCCACCAACAUUAUUCAGAUCUAUCUCACCACUGGCGUGAUCACAGGUUUGGGUCUGGCCCUGAACUUCCAGCCUUCACUCAUAAUGCUGAAUAGAUACUUCAGUGAAAAAAGACCCUUAGCCAACGGACUGGCAGCAGCUGGGAGUCCCGUAGCACUGUGCUGUUUAUCUCCUCUGGGCCAAGUUCUCCAGUACAAGUACGGCUGGCGUGGUGGUUUUCUUAUCCUGGGAGGCCUACUGCUUAACUGCUGCGCAUGUGGAGCCCUCAUGAGGCCGUUAAUAGGGCCAAAGAAGAAUGUAGAAGAUCAGGAGGCAGCACAAGUAGAGGAAAAGCCAAAACCAAAGCACAAGUUGCUGGACUUCAGUGUCUUUAAAGACAAAGGAUUCGUCAUCUACACUAUAGCAGCAGCCAUUAUGGUGUUAGGCCUGUUUGUGCCUCCAGUGUUUGUAGUUAGCUAUGCAAAAGAGCUGGGCAAUGAAGACACCAAGUCUGCACUUCUGCUCACCAUUCUUGGCUUUAUCGAUAUCUUUGCUAGGCCUACGUGCGGUCUUAUUGCUGGAUUGAAGUGGGUGCGACCACGCUGUGUCUACUUCUUCAGCUUUGCUAUGAUCUUUAAUGGUACCACUGAUCUCAUAGGCUCCAUGUCAAAGGACUACACAUCACUUGUAAUUUUCUGCAUUUUCUUUGGUAUCUCAUAUGGCAUGGUGGGAGCCUUGCAGUUUGAGGUGUUAAUGGCUAUCGUGGGAACAGAGAAGUUCUCCAGUGCUAUCGGUCUGGUACUCCUGGUCGAGGCCGUUGCUGUGUUAGUGGGGCCACCCAGUGCAGGCCGGCUGCUGGAUGCCACUAAGGUCUACAUGUACGUCUUCCUGCUAGCCGGCUGUGAGGUGGUGCUCUCGGCUAUCGUGCUUUGCAUCUGCAACAUACUUUUUAUCAAGAAGACGCCUCCCCAGCCUGACCCUUCAGCCAAGAUGGAGAUGGCUGCGACAGACACUGAGAUGGAGCAGCUCAACAAAGUUACUCAGGAUGACCAAGAGAAUCAUGAUGGUAGGAAAGAAUCAGAGUCCAAGAAUGAACAGGAAGGAGAACAGGUUGUAAAUCAUGAGGUGGAAGCACAGAAAGAGAGCUCAGAGGACCCAGACAAGCCAGAACCAGCAGGCGAUGAAGAUGAACUUCUGGUGGACUCUGUAGAUCUUUCAAAAGAGGCAACCAAAGCAAACGGCGGUGCGGUGGAACCCGAAUCUUCUCUGUGAUCUCAAUCCCACGAGAGAAAUAGACUUAGACCAUUUCAAAAGUAAGAAAGAAAUUGAUUGCCGUCUUGUGUGUGUUCGCAUUUGAUGUUUUGGUGUUGUGUGCUUUCUCCACUGCACUGAACGAUGUCUCGUGAUUACAGGUACGUUGCUGUUUGAAUUUCAGUGGCAUUUAGAACAUUUGAACCUUUUAAGACCUUGUAUGGUGAUGGGACAAACAGACUUUUAUGCACUAAAAAUAUUUCAGUAUCCCUAACAAUAGACAUAGUACCACAAAUAUCAAGUAAGCUAUAUGUACAAGGAUGUGUAAGCAGGCAAACUAUUAUUCAAGAAGUAUUUUGGAUUAAAUUAUUCUAUUUUAUGACUUUAUUAAAAUUGCACUAGAGCAAAACAGCAACUCGGUCAUUAAGUACUCAGUAUCUAAGAAGGGAUUAGUUGGUUCAGCUGUACUAUUUAAAGGACCUACGCAGAUUUCUAAGUGUGCUGCGGAGAGAUUAUUGUAUUUUAGCUUUGUUACAAAACCAACAAGCAGUAACCAUUCAUAACUAUUAUUGUGAACAUGCUUGAUCUCUAUUGCACACAAUGUUUGCUACUGUGUAAAAUCUGUUGUCUAUAAGAAGCUUACUGUAAAGGGUUAUUUGUGGCAUAUGUCAGCACAUGUUAUGCAAAUUGUUGUUUGGGUAUAAAAGUAGCUGCUUCAA